AUAAUUAAAAAAAAAAAAAGGAAAGAAAAUACAGCAAGAGCAGGAGCAGGUGGGUGACCAACCUUAAAUAUGAGCAUGGUAUAACCAGUCUUCAGUUUGAUCUAAACUCGUAACACUGCGAACUCUCCGCCUUUGCUGCUGCUCUCUCCAUCUCUCAACCAAUGGCAGUUGCCGCCAACUCGCUUGUGUCUUUCACUCACGGCUCUCUGAGUCAACCCAGAAGACUCUCCCAAACUCUUCCUUCCCCAUCUCUUUCUUUGCCAGGAUCUCGUUCACUCUCUCUAAAACUCACCCACCGGUCCAACUCAGCCCUUCAUUGCUCUUUAAAUGGACCCGACAGCACAGAUAAGAGCACACCAAUUGAAAAAAGGUACCCAGCUUUUCCUACUGUGAUUGACAUAAAUCAGAUAAGAGAGAUUUUACCACACAGGUUUCCAUUUUUAUUAGUGGAUAGAGUGAUAGAAUAUAACCCAGGGGUAUCAGCUGUUGGUAUAAAGAAUGUGACUAUAAAUGAUAACUUUUUUCCUGGCCACUUCCCUGAGAGGCCUAUAAUGCCUGGUGUUCUCAUGGUUGAGGCAAUGGCACAAGUUGGAGGUGUGGUUAUGCUGCAACCUGAAGUGGGAGGUUCUCGGGAAAAUUUCUUUUUCGCUGGAGUUGACAAAGUGAGGUUUAGGAAACCAGUAAUUGCAGGAGAUACUUUGGUUAUGAGGAUGACACUUAUCAAGCUGCAGAAGCGGUUUGGAAUAGCAAAGAUGGAAGGGAAAGCAUACGUUGGAGGUGACUUGGUAUGUGAGGGUGAGUUCCUGAUGGCUACUGGUAGUGGUUGAUAGUCUCAGUAUUUUAUCCUAUGUUUCCUCCAAUUUCCUGUGAAGUCUUGAGACACGUUGCACCUGAGGCUUUUGUACUGUAUGCAUCCAUUGCUAGAGAAGUUUUUGUUGUUCUUUCUGACAACCUUUUAGUAAGUUAUUGUGUACUUUUGCAGACAAAAAAAAAAGGUUUCUUGAAGUUUCUUCUAUCAAUUCAUGUAGACUGAAUUCAGUUAGCAAAUUCCAAUAAAAGGAGGUUUAAUAAUUAAAAGAGAACAUUUGUUCCUGUGAUUUGGAAGUGUAAAAGAAAAAAAAGAAAGGAAAAAAUUAAGCAAGGAAAAGAUAUUGCAGGGACCUUUUGGAUACACUUUUUGCUAGGGCUACUUGCAAAGGUCAGUUAAUUUCAUUAUGAAUGAACUCUUAGGCAGGUUGUUUCACGAGGACUAGGAACAGGUUUUACUGAAUAAAAGCCUUGCUGUAAUUUAAAGAGUGUAAAGCAAUCAGAUAAGCGGAGAUGAGGGAGAAAUAAAUGGCUUACCCUUUUAUUUAUCAAAAUUUGCUCCCUAUGCUUUGUUUCUCUCCUGCAUUGUCUCAAAUUCUCCCCCAGUUUAUUAUAGUUUCUUGAAAUUCAAUGAAGUUAGCCAGCAGUUCCCUGUCAAGUAUGGACCUUCUCUAGAAGGAAAAUGCACUUUUAGAAUCUCCAAACCAGCAUUUACUAAUGGAAUAGUCUUCCUGUGUUUUCAUUCAUAAAAAUUUUCUUCCAAUGAACAUUUUGUUAAUCUUUGGAGUGCAAACCUUGUGAACAAAGCAAGAUGUGUUGAAAUUGAAAAGGGGUUAUUAUUGAUGUCUGGGUGUUUUUUUUUUGGCUCCCAAUAAUGUGGCUGAUGAGUGCAUAUUACCUUUAGUUUGCACACAAUCUGUAGUGGGUCUCGGUGGUAGGAAAGGCUGUCCUUUAUGCAGCCAUCGAGGCCCCUUGUCUAUCUUAUGCUUUUAAGUUGGUAGGAAACAUCAAUUAUUACACCUCUUAUUUCAUGGAAUCACUUGCUCUACGAGCAUACACUUGUUUGCAUGUGUGGAUUUGCCCAUCUUUGCAUAAGUGAAGACCCUAUUGCUAAAAAAUUGGUCACUAAUAUUUGUGUGGACAAACUUAGUGUCUUUUGAGUAAGUCAACAAAACUCGCGUGUCAGUAGAGUACCAGAUUUUGGUUAAGAGUACAAA
Molecule: messenger RNA, 2024 nt
Organism: Durio zibethinus
Lineage: Eukaryota; Viridiplantae; Streptophyta; Magnoliopsida; Malvales; Malvaceae
Biological process (GO): fatty acid biosynthetic process
Molecular function (GO): hydro-lyase activity
Source: RefSeq, a predicted model, not a curated record